GAGGCGGCGGCGGCGUGAGGCACCCAUGGCGGGAGGAAUCAAAGUGGCGGUCUGGUCGGCCGUUGGUCCCGGGCCCUGGUGCUGCGGGGCCGGGGGCGGUGGGGUCGCCUGGCUGCUCUUAGUCCUCUUCGGCUGCGUGGUCUGCGGCUCAGCUGGAAUUGAUGUAAAUGUGGUCAUGCUUCAGGAGUCCCAAGUUGAUAUGAAUUCCAACCAACAAUUCUGUUAUAAAAAUGUGCUUAUCCCAAAGUGGUAUGAUAUAUGGACACGGAUACAGGUCCGGGUAAAUAGUUCCAAAUUGGUCCGAGUCACCCAGGUGGACAAUGAGGAGAAGCUGAAGGAGCUAGAGCAGUUUAGUAUCUGGAACUUUUUUUCUUCCUUUUUAAAAGAGAAAUUGAAUGACACCUAUGUUAACGUGGGUCUAUACAGCACAAAAACCUGCCUCAAAGUUGAGAUUAUAGAGAAGGACACCAAAUACAGUGUCAUUGUGACCCGGAGAUUUGACCCCAAACUCUUCCUUAUUUUCCUCCUUGGACUUACGCUAUUUUUUUGUGGAGACUUGUUGAGCAGGAGUCAGCUUUUCUACUAUUCCACUGGAGUGAGUGUGGGAAUUGUGGCCUCUCUGCUAAUCAUCAUUUUUAUGCUCUCCAAGUUUAUGCCCAAGAGAAGUCCCAUUUACGUCAUCCUGGUAGGAGGCUGGUCCUUUUCUCUGUACCUCAUUCAGCUAGUUUUUAAGAAUUUACAGGAGAUAUGGAGAUGUUAUUGGCAUUAUCUUCUAAGCUACGUCCUCACAGUUGGAUUCAUGAGUUUUGCAGUGUGCUACAAGUACGGGCCCUUGGAGAAUGAGAGGAGCAUCAACCUGCUGACUUGGACACUGCAGCUGCUGGGCCUGGGCUUCAUGUACUCCAGCAUCCAGAUGCCACACAUUGCUUUUGCGCUGGUCAUCAUUGCACUGUGUACCAAGAACCUGGAGUAUCCCAUUCACUGGCUGUACACCACCUACAGAAAGAUGUGUAAAGCAACAGAAAAGCCUGUCCCCCCUCGCCUCCUGACAGAAGAAGAGUAUCGGAUACAAGGAGAGGUGGAGACCCAAAAAGCUUUACAGGAGCUCCGAGAGUUUUGUAAUAGUCCAGAGUGCUCUGCCUGGAAGACUAUAUCUCGGAUUCAGUCUCCAAAAAGAUUCGCUGACUUUGUGGAAGGUUCUUUUCACCUCACGCCAAAUGAAGUCUCUGUUCACGAGCAGGAGUAUGGAUUAGGGAGCAUUAUUGCCCAGGAUGAGGAGCUGUCCUCAGAGGAGGAAGGCUCAGAGUACCCUGCUGUGGUCACCCAGAACAGCUUCCUGACUUAGUUGGGAAUCGGUUAUUUUCAUGUAGACUGGUGUGCGAGGGUGCAGAAGCUCGCCUGCUGAAAGCCGAGGACUGGGGGUGUCACCCUGGCAGUGCUUUGGUGGUCUCCAAGGGAUCCCUGAGGAAAGAGUGGAGGAAGGAGUGAGUGCCGUGGUCACUUGAUUCUGACAGUUGAGCUAUUGGUCCACUUUGCUAUUCUUGAAGAAACUGGUUGGCCACAGCCAGCAUGAUAGUCUAGCUCCUGUUUGAAAGUUCACUGAGUGAUGGUGAUUCCAUCACUGUGACAAACCCUCAGAAAUUAAGUGCAGUAAUGCAUUCAGAUCAUAGACUGCAUCUCCUAAAGAGAAAUCUACAAAUUUGAGCCAUUUUUACUUGUCUGCUUCUUAAGUGACAAGUGCUGGGAUCUUAAGCCUUGACUUAAGGAAAAAUAGAUGGUUGCCUAUCUUGUUUUUUAAACAAAUUAUUUUUUUAAAUGCAGCAAAUUCAUGUUUUAGAACCAAUAAGUGCUCCAGAGUGACAAACUCUGCUGACCCCCGGAUAUUUAUUGGUACAGAUCUCCAUGAAAACCCCUGGAGCUGUUGUGUUGAGCCUUGGAUUCUCAUGAAUCUGCUAUUCUGGGUUUUACUUAACAUUUAGAACGACGUCUGCCAGCCUUCUGUGGUGCUGCUCCCCUGAGCUCGUGGUUUAACAUCUGCGUUUUCUCACCACGGCUCCUGACCUGGCUCCUGACCUGUGCCGCGUGUGCGGGUUUUCUUCUUCUCUGCUCCCUCCCUCCCCUUCCUAACAUGGAGGUUCCUCCCCUUCUGACCAUUUUGUUUUGAGUUUUUUCUCUCAGGGCCAGGGUCUUGCCUUGUAACUCAGGCUGGUCUGAAGCUGUCAGUCCUUUGAUCAAAGCCUCUCAGUGCUGGGAUCUUAAGCCUAUGCUGCCAUGCCAAGCUUCUUUUUUUUCUUUUUUUGAGACAGGGUUUCUCUGUGUAGCCCUGGCUGUCCUGGAACUCACUCUGUAGACCAGGCUGGCCUUGAACUCAGAGAGAUCCUCCUGCCUUUGCCUCCCGAGUGCUGGGAUCGAAAGUGUGUGCCACCACACCUGGCAUGCCAACCUUCUUGCCUUAUUUUUUUAAUAUAUAUAUCCUUUAUAUAUCCCUUUAUCUUGGUUCCUACAUUAUAACUAGGGAGAGAAGUCUUGUUUACCUCUUUUUCUCCAUCAGAUUUCAUAUGACUUACUACACAAUCAAGAAACUAUCCCAGGGCUGGGGAUGUAGCUCAGUGGUAGAGCGCUUACUGGCUCGGGAUGCAAGGCCCUGGUUGGAUCUUUAGCACCACAACAAAACAAAACCAACCCUACCUCCUUGUCCCUGUCUCCUCUCAUAUACCCAUUCUGUUCAUUCCGCCUUCUCACUGCCUGCAUGUUCCCAGACUGGUAAUUUGUAAGUCCUGAAACCACCUGUUAAGUUCUUAAUAUGCAGUUUGGGUUAUGUAGCUGCCGGACGGACUUUGCAUGUCGGAUCAUAGACCUUAAGGCGAUCUUCCUGCCUCUGACGCUCAUUCAGCUGCCAGCACCAGACACGUUCUCCCUGAAUUGACAGUCCUUAUUUACAGUUGAGAAUCCCUUGCCGUUGCAGACACCCUUAAAAGCUAACGGUGUCGUUUAUGAGGGAGCAGACUCCCAAGGCUCUGCCGUUUGCUUGGCUCUUUCAUUGUGAUCUCCACCGUCACAUUAGAAGAAGCGUGUGACUUACUUCUGUGAUUCCUUCAGCCAGGAAGGGGGGUGCUGACUCAGGUAUACAGCAUCAGACUCAUUGUCUCAGGAUCAUCGAGAAGGAAGAUGGUGUUUUCAAGAAUAUCUUAGGGUUUCUUCAGACCUGCUAGUUUUGAAAGACCCUGGGCUCUACUGCUAGCAUCCAAAAUGCCGGCUGAGUCGCAUCUCCAGGUGGCAGUGGGUUAUUUCAACCAUUGUUCCCCAUAGCCUUAAAUUGUCCUAAAGUGACAACUACCUCAACUGGUAGAAAGUGAAGCAGGAGAGACGGGACGUGAGCAGUAUCUGAGCAGGUGCUGUGGGUUAAAGCUGCAGAGUACAAGAUGUCUUUGUGAAUUAGGAAUAUGGUAAAAAUCUGUCCCUUUUCAAAGAACCAUCACAGCUUCUGAAAAGGUGGGGAUGAAGCUCAGAGGAAGUACAUGCUUGUCUAGCAGGCACAAGGCUGGGGUUCAGUUCCUGGCAUCACAAAAACAAGACCCAUUGCUAACAACAAAAGCCUCUAAAACACACUAUUUGGAACCUCCUUUAUAGAAGUUGAUACCCAGUAUAUUUUAGUGUAAAAGCCAGUUCAACUGUACAAGUGGCGUUAGGUCCUGGAAGCCCUUGGUGCCUUUCCCCACUUCACUCCCUGAGGACGGCAGCUUGCCAAAGGGGAGGGGACUUCUGACUUAGAUGUUUAUUUUAAUGAGAAAUCACUGUGAAUGACUUUGCUCUUCUGUGUGGUGAGCUCCCAGUGAAAUACGGAUUUCAUUUCAAGGCCAUUUGUCUCUUGAACUGUGUUUGAAUUUGGGGUGAGGAAACCCAGCUCACUUUCUUACCCUGAGUCUGGGAGUUGGAGAACUGAGUGGUGAGAGCUGCUGUCAGUGAAGGGUGUGCUGCUUUUGAGUGCUGUGUACCCUUGCCCUGCCCACCUGCCUGCGUGUCUGACGGAUCGCAGCAGGGGUGGAGGGAGGACGGGGGCGAGCUGGGCACUGGAGCCGUGGCUGUGCCCUGUCAGCCUCUGUGCUCAGCGGCUGUCAAGCCAUAAAUUGGUUCCAGGGCUCAGGGUCUCAUCAUUGGAAAUCUAUUGCUUCUAAUGGGUCUGACUCGAGUUUAUAGAACAUGGCUGCCACUAAUGAGAACGUAAGAGGCAGUUGGCAUAAGAAUUUAUAAUGUCCCUUUCCUCAUUAGAACAUGAUGACCAAAGCCAAAAAGAUUUAGCAACUUCGAUGACUUGAAAUAGGAGGAACUGGUUUCUCCCACCUGCCUUCUUGUUAGAGCAACAGUGGAGAUUUUGCUGGUGAUGGCUCUUGGGGUCCCACUGUUGUAUUUUAUCACAUCACAUCCUAUCCUAGGGCACAGCCCUCUAUUAAUCAAUUGUGUUCCCUUUAGCCUACCCCACUUGGCAUAGGUGAUGGAGGUUUGAUGAAUGAAAGGACCCAAAUAGGCCAGAGAAUCCCCCGAGGCCUUGAUACCCUUGAAGGGUUUGGGAAUGAGUUAUGUAAUUGCCCUCAAUCUUUUGUUCCAGAAAAAAAGGAUGAGCUGAGAUGGAUGUCUGUGUUAAAAUGGUCCCUAGCGGUGUCCUCGUAAGAGUUGAAGUAGGAGGGCAGAAGAUACACCCCUUCUAGUAUUCCUCUGGACUCAGGUCUAGUGUAUGAGACAGUCGUCUGCAUUUUAAUGGAGAAUUUUAUCUGAACACAGGAAGGACAGUGGGGCAGAUUUACUGAGCUCUCACAUUAGCGAGGCACUGAGAGCAAGGGAUAAAUACACAAGGUAGCAGUUGCACGGCACAGCUUUGCCUAAGCCUUCCAUGUAGCAGAAAUGAUUUCUUUUGGGGGAACUUAAACAACUGUGGUUACCCAGUGGUAUCGUAGUGGCUUAACUAUGGAUACUGUUGCUGUUGGAGUCAGGAUGGCUACUGCCUUGAAAAGGUGGUUUGGAAGUCUGGCAUGGUAGUGUAUACUUGAACUUGGAAAGGUGAGUGAGAGGAUCACUUGAGUCUGGACAUUUUAAAUUAGUAGGGGCAGCAAAGGAGAUCCCCAUCUUAAAAUAGAGAGUGUUUGGUGCCUUACAUGGCAGGACGUAGAACCCUGUGAAUAAGCAAAGCAUACAAACACCAGUGUUAGCCCUGUACCUCAGCAGGGUCAGGUGUGGUCACAGACUCACACGUGAGGCUUUGGACCCAUACACAUCCCACAUGCGUCGUCAUCCUUUGACACACUUUGUUAUUUAGACAGGGUGCCAGUCUGUAGCCUGGAACUCACUCAAUAUAUUGCCCAGGCUUGCCUAGAACUCACGGCAGCCCUGCCUUGGUCUGGAUUGCUGGGAUUAUAGGCAUGAGCCACCAUGUCCAGCGUCCUCUUUCAUAUUCUUGACAAUAACUUGAAAAUGGUGAAACCAGUUGGCUUUGAACUUCUGGGAAGCAUGAGCAUCACUGUGUGGCAGAUUGCCGCCAAUGUGGACCUCAAAGCCUGUUAAACCCACAGUGGCCACAGUUUCAUGUCUAUGGAAUUGAUGCUGAAAUAACAAGGCCAAGGAACUACUAGGUAAGUUAGCCUGUGGGUAAUGCCUUAGUGUUAUUUAGAUAAAAUAUUUGUCACUUAUACUUCAUAAAUGUUAAAGAAUGUUCAGGAAGAACAAAAUUAUCAGGGAUGGCUGUUUGCCAUGGCUCUUCACUUCCCCCUACCUUUCUGUAAGAAAAAGUGAUGCUGUGUAUUUUUUUAUUAUUAUUAUUAUUAUAUGGCUUGUAAAUUAUCCCAAUUUUAAUAAAGUUUUAUAUGCUGUAUAGUGGUCUUUUUUAAAUUAAAAUACUCAAUAUUUG
This is a messenger RNA of Peromyscus californicus insignis, 5899 nucleotides long. It is a transcript of the gene Nemp1, whose product is annotated as nuclear envelope integral membrane protein 1. The transcript has 9 exons. The coding region runs from base 26 to 1345 and encodes 439 amino acids. Gene Ontology annotation, cellular component: nuclear envelope. The record is from RefSeq and is a predicted model, not a curated record. Lineage: Eukaryota; Metazoa; Chordata; Mammalia; Rodentia; Cricetidae.